Neofelis nebulosa (Clouded leopard) is the source of this 7269-nucleotide messenger RNA. RefSeq names its product proline rich 5 like (gene PRR5L). Gene Ontology annotation, cellular component: TORC2 complex. Lineage: Eukaryota; Metazoa; Chordata; Mammalia; Carnivora; Felidae. Bases 3983 to 4867 code for a protein of 294 amino acids. Gene Ontology annotation, biological process: TORC2 signaling. The record is from RefSeq and is a predicted model, not a curated record. The transcript is spliced from 8 exons.
AUGGGGUAUGGCUUCCUCCUUUAUCUCUGUAGUGAAAGAAUAGGCCUAUGAUGCAAAUCAGCCACCUUUACUCUGCUUGAGCUUUGAAUAGAAAAUAUGAGUUAUUCUUUGUCGGAGUGGGUGGUGGGUAUGCUCUGGGGCUGAGACUAGGUAGGCAUCAAGGCUGCAACCUUGAAGGGCAUGACCCUGAGAGACAGGGCCUUACUUGCCUCCUCCUCUCGUGGGCCCUGGUGUGCUUAUGAUGAACUGCACCCAGAGGGUUUCAGUGGGUGGUAGAACUCACCAAAAGAUCCCUCCUUCUUUUGACCAUGGCUAUGGGAAGAUAGGGUCAACCCCUAAACAACCUAUCGUAAGUAUUUGUACGAUUGAUUUUGCGUAUAAUUGCACAUUACCUAAAAGCAUGGAUUUACCUCUCUAGGCUUUCAUUCUUGUUCCCUCUCCUCAAUUUUGGGGUACAAAUAGAUGAUUUUUCGAAUGCAUUCAUCAGUGUUCUGCUUUCACUUUAGCUCGUUGCCAAAUGGCAGCAACAUCUCCAGUUUCCCGCUUCUCUUUACCUGUUACAGAACUUUGUCCAGCUUGGCUCGUUCCUUUUGAUGCACGCUGAGUUCAGUGUCUUGUUGAAGGCGUCUGUGACUAUGGUUACGUUUUUAGUAAACGCUAGGAUGAAGGAACCGCUUUGGGCUCCCUCGUUCAGGAACUAGAGUGUAUAUAUGUCAGCUUGAGCUGAGCCCGGGAGGGCACCUGAAGGAAGCAUUUGUUUUUGUCUUCUUCCCAGGGACUGGGGGCCAGAGUCCAGCAAGCGCUGGGAUGCGUGUGUAUGUUGUUCUGAACUAAGCUGCCUCAAACCCUGUCGCAACCUGCUCAUGACCUCAGCCGCGUAAAUCCUCCCUGGAAACCCAUUCACGCUUGCUGUUUAAUUCCAAAUACUCCUUUGGAACUGGUUUACCUUAAUUCCCCAGACGUCUUUGGGGGAGAUCACGUCAACCGCGCCAUCAUUUUGGGGAAUUCUGCCCAGUGUGCCAGCUGCUGGAGUCCACCACCGUGGGGGUGUAUGGCCCCUUUCGCUGUAAAGUAUCUGGAGGCAAAAUUAGUGGGUGAGGAAGGUGAUCCCUUGUGGCGUCCUGAGAAAAUGAAAAAAAAGAAAAUUCUUGCCAGCCGAGCAAUUGAUUCCUUUCAAGAUACCUCGAAAGGUGUCGGUGUCAACUUUGAAGAGCGGGGAGCUGGCGAAAGAGUCCCCGCAUUGGGGCUAGCUGGCAUCUUGGAGACAACGCAGGUCAAGGAACUGAGAUCUGAAUCCUGAUCUCCAUUCUGCCAGGGGCAAGCUGUACGAGUCGCUCGAUUGCUCUGGGUGUCAGUUUUCCUAGCUACAAAAUAAUGGGAUUGGCCUACUGCUGGUCUGUUAAAAUUUAAAAAUUGGGAGACUUGACAUCUAAACUCAGGUUUCCAGCUUUUAAAAAAAAAAAAGCGGGGGGUGGGGGGACUGGAUUCUCUAACGCGGUGGCGUUCCCUGCCUUGGUCCCACUGAGAAUCGAGUUUACUGUGCUGGCUUCAGGCCUUCCUGUCUUUGUCUUUAAUCGUGACCAACUUAUUAUUCUCUCUCUUCUUGUUUCUUUAUUAUUGGUAAGACUAUAUCUGGCUUGUCUUUGUGUUCGGGAUAGUAGGUGCUCAUGAAAUAUUUGUUGAAAUGUGUGGGUUUUUUUCAUUCCUGUCCUUGUCUGUCACAAAUGAAAAAGGAUACUCAAGCUUGGGAAGUGCUUACCUAUGAAAGCUUGUGUUUCCUUCCCCAGAUUUCCUUUCUAGGCUCCAGUGUCUUUAGAGGAAGAAAAUGGAGAGCCUUAUUUUUCAGUUGACCGCAUAUUAGCCUUGCCUUGUAAACUGGAAAAGGCGAGGUAACCUUUCUGCCUCAAUCUUGUCUCAACUGCCGUUCUUCCCUCAUAGUCGUCAGCUUGCAUGUAUAAUGUUAACUUCUGAGUGUUUACAAUGAGCCCCUGAGCCCCACAGAAGCACGUAUUUUAUUCUUCUUUACCCUCUAUGCUUCCUCUUCUCAGAUCCUGGCACACACCCAGACCUCCUAAUGUUUGGUUGUUGAAUGAAAUGGAGUUGACCUCAUGAGCUCCGUGAAGUGAUCAGAUCCCGAGAGCCUCUUCGGUUUUCUGAGUCUCUGUGCAGUGCUCUUUACACCUGGCUACGUGUCAUGAAGAGAAAUUUCCUUUCCCUUGAUCCCAUUUUCUUAUGAAAAAGCAUUUCAUCCAUGGGAGGGUGAAGCUCCUUUUGAACAAACAGCACAAGUUAAUCUGGAGCACGCUUCCCCACACGGAGAGCUCUUGUCUGCCGGGCAGUAGCUUUUGUCCGCUGUGUCCCCCACCGGGGUUUUAGAGGGUACUUGUCAGAAAUGCGAUUGCUCACGUAAUGGUCAGUCUCAGCCACUGCUUGUGUCUAGACUUUUCAGUUUAUCAUCUGGUAGGCCCUGUGGAAUCGUUCUGGAUGGCAUUUAUGGGCCACACCCUAACAAUUUGCACUCCAAGAAACUUAAUGCUUAAAGUGGGGCUUAGAGAUGAGUAACUGAGAUGUGUUGCUCUUCCCCACAGUUUUGCUUGAGUUGUACCAGAGGAGGGGAUUUUUCUGGUGAUUACAUAGUGGUUUGCAGGCCAGGCUGAUGGUGAUGAUCUGAUGAAUAAUUACUGCUAGCUGCAUCUGAAUCGUCAGUGCUUUGAGUCGUGUGGGCACUAAGAAAACUUUGCUAAGCAAAGAUAAGGGCUUGAGCUUGCAUCCUGUUUGCGCUAAUAUUUACUGUUGCCUAAGUUCAGAUUCUCAAGACUCUGUGUCUGCAUUGGUGUCCAGUGUGAGCACUGAGAAAGUGGUCUCAUUCUUCCUGUGGAGCCUUUUGCAUAGUCCACACUUGACCCUUGACAUCUUCUUGCUUGUGGGAGUGUCUGUCCCUCAGCUGGCUUUUGUCUCCUAAGCGUUGUGAAGUUUGGUCCUUAAAACAAACACUCUGUGCUGUGCAGCAGACACCUGUCCCCUGCCGUGUCUGUAGGCUCCACUGACCGGCACACAGACCCAGGAUUCCUGGCCCACGCGGCCGAGGUCCACAUUCCUGUGGACAGUAAUACUUAGGUGGACUCCAGUUCAGUCAUCUGGGAAGGGAAUUUUUCUGGUUUCUGAAAAAUAGGAAGCCUGUUCUGCCCGGUGGCCUUGAAGCCACAUGUCACUCCAUCAUUCAGAGCUGUGGUUGUGGUUGUUGUUUUAAUUUAUUUAUUUGGAGAGAGAAUCCCAGGCAGGCUCCAAGCAGUCAGCAAAGAGCCCAAUGUGGGGCUUGAUCCCACAAACCGUGAGACUAUGACCUGAGCCGAAAUCCAGAGUUGGAGGCUCACCUGACCGAGCCCCCCCAGGGGCCCUGGAGAUGUUUACCUUGUAUGUGCCCGGCACUGUGCUUGCAGUGGGAUACAGCAGGGAGGAAGAGAGGCAGGUCUUGGACUUUGAGGAACUUACACACCAUCGGGGCUAGUCAGUGAACAAGUAAACAAACACGAUGACCUCACAAGCUGGUAAGGGCCUGAGAAACAAAAGCCUCAUCCUGUGAGAGACUGAGUGUUCCUCAUGCCCGGGCCCGGCAAGAAGCUGUUGAUGAAGGGAAGCCGUGGGUGACGGUCACCUCUUACCUCUGCGUGUGGCAGACGUGAGUGUUGCUUAAAACAGGCGGUGUAGGAGGUCAGGCCCUGGAAUCAGGCUUCUUGCCCAGCGGGCAGCCCCACACGGGGCUUGAACUCAUGACCCUGAGAUCAAGACCUGAGCUGAGAUCACCUGAGAUCCUCAACUAACUGAGCCACCCAGGUGCCCCUAAGAUACAUGUGUUUGUGUGGGCUAAGUUUGUGGUUUUAAGAAAGCCUGAGGGCCGGAAGGCAGCCCCGGAAGAAGCCCCUGCCCGUGGGCUGUUGGAACCUUGUGGUGCAGAGGAGAAGCCGUCCCCUCCCCCGGACUUAUGACCCGUGGCUUCGCGCCCAGUGUGCCCACCGCGUUCCACGAGAUGGGCUCCUUCCGCAGGCCCCGGCCACGCUUCAUGAGCUCCCCGGUGCUCAGCGAUCUGCCCCGCUUCCAAGCCACACGGCAGGCCCUGCAGCUGAGCUCCAGCUCGGCCUGGAACAGUGUGCAGACUGCCGUGAUCAACGUCUUCAAAGGGGGUGGCUUGCAAAGCAACGAACUCUAUGCACUGAACGAAAACAUCAGGAGGCUGCUGAAGAGUGAACUUGGAUCAUUCAUUACAGACUAUUUCCAGAAUCAGCUUCUUGCCAAAGGCCUGUUGUUUGUGGAGGAGAAGAUUAAGCUGUGUGAAGGGCCAGGAGCUGACCAUCCGCCAGAUCUCUCUGCUGGGCUUCCGCGACCUGGUCCUGCUGAAGGUGAAGCCGGGCGACUUGCUGCUGGCCCGGUCCCAGCCGCCCUCAUCCAUUGUCCAGAUGUUGCUCGUCCUGCAGCGAGACGCCACUCCAGGGUCCGGCCCAAGGUGGCUGUCCUGAACUACGCCUCCCCAACGACCACCAUCAGCCGGCCGCCGAAUGAGACGGCUCUGACCCCUCUGACGGAGCAAGAGGGGGAGGCCUACCUGGAGAAGUGUGGCAGCGUCCGAAGGCACACGGUGGCCAACGCCCACUCAGACAUCCAGCUGCUGGCCAUGGCCACCAUGAUGCACUCAGGCUUAGGUGAGGAGCCUGGCGGUGAGGACAAGUGCCUGCUCCUGCCGCCCAGCUUCUCCCCACCCCACCGACAGUGCUCCAGUGAGCCCAACAUCACCGACAGCCCUGAUGAGCUGGAGGAGGUGACAGGGGGCAGCCAGGGGGACUCUGAGCUGAACUGUGCUUCCCUCGGCUGAAUGCCCGCCUCUGGGACUUCCCAGCUCCGGCCUGGUCACCAACACGAGGACCGCCCCAUCCCCAGGGGCUCACCAAGGGGCUCUUCCUGUGGGUGACGCUGCCCGUGUCAGGCCUAGCCCAAGUGCCCUAGUGGAAAUCCCGGGUGUGAACCUCUUUGUUUUUGUGACUGUGACCAUCUCUUUACAGCCACACAGACCCAACUGCCUAAUGUUCCCUUUCUGCUUGCCUGACUCCAGACCCCCCUCUCUGGGCUUUUCUCCCAGAUAGUGGACUGUCCGACGCUCCCAAUGAUGUGGCCCAGGGCCCCCCUGGCGUUAUGAUAGCAGGAGGUCGGCUGAGCCACACACAAAGCCAGUGAGGAUGCGUCGGCCUCUGGAGUUCCCCGUUAGGUUCUUGUGAUGCGGGGCUCACAGGUGAGAACAGGUAGUGGAGGGGUGUCCUUCCCGCCUAUUCUGUAGGGAGUGGAAGGAGGCAGCAGCCUGACCAAGGCACGACUCUGGGAGUGUACUUUCCUUAUUUUAAUUUCACAAUUACUGGAAAGAGUUGCCCCCCUCACGCGGGUGAGGGCCAUUCUCACCCGUAUCCAGAUCCUACCUGCCACCUUUGCCUUUUGGCCCAGGAGGGCUACAGGGCUGGGGAAGUCCCCUCUUUGACAAAGCCUCAGCAUUUCCCUCUCAGGCCUCCCCACCAAGCUCAAGGAACUAACCUCCUUGGUGGAGUAGCUGGUGCCUUCAUUCCUCUUUCAUUUCAGACACUGACCAUUUUCCUGUUGUGGGUGAGGGGCCAGCUGAUAACCAACCAAUUAGUCUGUUCCUGGAUUUGACUUGAAUUUUGUAAAUGUGCAUCGUUUCAAAAGGAAGUGUUUGCAAAUAUUUGCACGUAGGAUCUUGCACUGCUCAUUUCCAGUGGGGUGUGUCCUCAAACUAGAAAAUAGCCCCCCUAGGAAAGGAGCCUGGAAGUUGUUCAGGGCGCAGGGGAUCCGUGGUGGGCAGGGCUCAUCAGCUGCUGAGCGCCGGAAGCCACUGGACUUGAAUCCAGAACGGCCUGUGUUUGUGAGUGUCACGGUCGACAGCACUGAGGCUGGGAGCCUCACUUUGCCUCGUGAGCAGAGGGUGGCAGCAAAUGGAAUGUCUCAAUGCUUCACCAUAGAGGGAGAUGGGGGAAAUGUGGGCAGGACCUUUUGGAGAGAUGUUCAUUCCCUGUGAUUAAAGAAAUGCCAGAAGUGCCUGGAAUUUCUAACAUCUGAGCUCUCAAAAUGCUAUUUGGGGCAGCAGGCUUUGGUACUGUGCUGAAUCCUUAACACUGCUCCCCCAGGUCUGGGCUUUUGAUCCACCUAGAACCCCUGUUCUUCUCUUUGUAUCUGCCUGUUGGCCUCACUGAUAACACAUCCAGAAAAGCGAGAAGGAUCCCCCGAACACUUCUGGCACCUUUUAGGUGUGCUGUUGGUCUUUGGAAACUGUUUAUAAAAUCUCAGAGACAGGAGCCAGCUUGGCCUCCAAUAUGGCAGGAGGAGGCUGGGAGAGGACAAGGACAGUGUAACCUGCCAGCAGGGGAAGAGGCCUUCUAAGCACAUCGAAGCCUUGAUGGCUCAUCCCUUCUAGGUGAAGAUCUGGAACGUGACCAGAGUCAUGCUUUUUUGAUGGCUUCUGAUUUGGAAACUUUAAGAAGUUGUCUCAUUUUUAUUCUUCUAAGAGAGGGUGGAAGAGAAGUGUCCAAAGGAGGUCUUCUGAGGAUUUCAAACAAAAAAAUUAUCUCUGUGUAUGCGUUGGAUAAAGUCCACAAAUUGACUAACGUGCGUUAGCAAAUAGAACGUCAGUAAGUCACAACAUGAUGAUUUAUUUAACUGAUGGUGUGUGUCCUUACUGGUACACUUGGCACUUGGGACUAGUAUUUAUUGAUCCAGGCAAGGUAAUUAAUCAGGCUUGGGUUUGCUUUUUAGUUUACAACGUUCAAGGUCUAUAUGCUUUUAAAUGCCUUGUCCGUAUACUAAAUGCCCCUGAUGAGGACAGCAGUCAUCGGUUAAACAUGUUCGCUCUUAGGAUGUGAAUGGGAGUAUCAGCCCAGACCCACUGUGCUUUCUUGCUGAUGACUGUUAGCCAGUUUACAACUUCACCUUUGAUGUACCUGCCUGAUCUCAUACUGUAAAUAUUUCAGACUACACACACCAUUUUGUUGAUGCUUAUGGGCAUUUUAGCCAUCUGAGCUACGGCAAGAGUGAUGGCUGCGGUGUCUGCAACCACUUUUUUGCCCCUUUAGAAGAUGAAGCUAGAAUCUUCCAGUGGCUGAGUUCUAAUGACAGGAAGCUAACACGACUCGGAGCUCUGAGUGAGCUCACAAACCAAAAACCUUUCAUGUUGCCUGUUUCCAAAAUAGAUUCAAUAAACGCCAUUUUGUACACGUC